AUGUCUGAAGAAUCUCCCUUGAAGACUGUUGGAUUCGAUCCUCGCUACCCUUACCAGAACCAGACCAAGCACUGCUGGCAAUCGUACGUUGACUACCACAAGUGUGUCAACGCUAAGGGUGAGGACUUUGCUCCUUGCAAGAUUUUCUACCGCACCUUUAACUCUCUUUGCCCUACUCUUUGGAUUGAAAAGUGGGAUGAACAGAGAGAAAAGGGCAAUUUCCCUGCCAAGCUCGACUAA
Messenger RNA from Magnusiomyces paraingens, 240 nucleotides. RefSeq lists its product as uncharacterized. The transcript has 4 exons. Gene Ontology annotation, cellular component: respiratory chain complex IV; mitochondrion. The record is from RefSeq and is a predicted model, not a curated record. Lineage: Eukaryota; Fungi; Ascomycota; Dipodascomycetes; Dipodascales; Dipodascaceae. The coding region runs from base 1 to 240 and encodes 79 amino acids.